Molecule: messenger RNA, 1140 nt
Organism: Onthophagus taurus
Lineage: Eukaryota; Metazoa; Arthropoda; Insecta; Coleoptera; Scarabaeidae
Source: RefSeq, a predicted model, not a curated record
AUGUCCAACCUAAAUGAGAAAGCGUUGCUCGCUAGUUAUCGAGUAGCUUUUCGUGUGGCUAAAGCAGGAAAACCUCACAGUAUUGCCGAAAAUUUGAGUUUACCAGCGGCUUUAGAUAUAGCAGAGAUUAUGUUUGGCAAACAAGAGGUCGAAAAGCUCAAAAGUAUAUCUUUCUCUGACAAUACCAUUCAACGCAGGAUAAGCAAUAUGGCGACUGACGUUCGUGAUCAAGUCAUAGAAAAAAUAAAGAAAAGUUCUUUUAUGUCCUUGCAAUUUGAUGAAUCAACGGAUAUUGCGGGUUGUGCGCAGUUUGUAGCUUUUGUGCGUUUUGAAUCCAAUGAAAUAUUAAUGGAAGAAAUACUAUUUUGCAAGGCACUUCCCAAAAAUGCUACAGGUCAGUUCUUGCAAGACAUGUUCGUUGAAGCUAUGCAAGAUAUGAAUAUCGAUUGGGCACAAAAAUGCAUUGCUAUUUGUAGUGACGGAGCAAAAGCCAUGACUGGUGCGAAGAGUGGAUUUAUUGCUAGACUGAAAGAACAAAUGCCAAACGCUUGUUGGAUGCACUGCUUUCUCCAUCGCCAAGCUCUUGCAGCCAAAACCUUGCCACAAGAAUACAGUCAAGUUCUAAAUAUUAUUAUUAACAUUGUAAAUUCUAUCAAAGGAAAAGCGUUGCAGACUCGAUUGUUUCGAAUCAUUUGUGAAGAUAUGGGGGCACUACACCGCAAUUUGCUUUACCACACAGAGGUUAGGUGGUUAUCAAAAGAACGAGAUCUUUUAAGAUUAUGGAUAACGAAAUUACACGAAGUCGAAGAAACCGUCGAAAAUUUACGAAGAAGAAACGAAUACAUGUGGUUUUUACUGUUAAUGCUGCAAAGUAAACAGCUUCAGAUGCCUUUUAUUUCAGCCCCACCAGUAGGAGAUUUGAGAGAUCUUAGAGAUCUUUUGGCAACGGAUGUUUAUGAGGAUGUGUUAACAUCAACUGAUUUGUCUUGGUUGGAUACGAUUCCUUUGACAAGUAAAGAACCUACGGGUCCAACAAAAACAUAUCCAAGAGCACCUCCAGCUGAAUUUAUGAAAAAUCAACCAAUUCCUUUUAAUGGGAUGAUUUGUUAUCUUGCAGCUUUUAGCGAUCACGACUUUUAA